Molecule: messenger RNA, 1737 nt
Organism: Parasteatoda tepidariorum (common house spider)
Lineage: Eukaryota; Metazoa; Arthropoda; Arachnida; Araneae; Theridiidae
Product: ras-related protein Rab-34
Molecular function (GO): GTP binding; GTPase activity
Source: RefSeq, a predicted model, not a curated record
AAUAGAAAAUUGAUUUUUUUUUUACUCCUUCAGAGCCUUAAUUCAAUAACUUUCUAAAUUUAUUCUGUGCUAUUGUUAUAAACAGAACUAAUACAACUCUACUUUAACCCCUAUCGCUUUUGUUGAUAAACAAAAGAACAAAAAGUUGAAAUCUUCAUAUGGAUGAAAAUACAAACAAUGAUCAGAAUACCUUCUAUGAAGUUCAUCUAAGAAAAACUGUUGAAGAAAGAACAAUUACAGAAUUUCCUAGGCCAUACAACUAUGAUUGUUCACCACAUGGAGAAAUGAACUUUUCCUACCGGAUUCACAGUGCUUGCCAUAAAAUAAAUAUUUCAAAAUGUGAAAUGCUCAGGCUGACAAAAGUCAUUGUUGUUGGAGAUGUUGCUGUUGGGAAAACUUGUCUUGUCCGGCGGUUUUGUCUACAAGCGUUUGAUACAAACUACAAAGCAACUAUUGGGGUAGAUUUUGAAGCAGAAAAAUUUUAUAUAUUAGGAGUUCCUUACAUAUUACAACUGUGGGAUACAGCUGGACAAGAAAAGUUUAAAUGCAUUGCAUCUUCACAUUACAAAGGAGCAAGAGUUGUGAUCUUAGUAUUUGAUUUCUGUGUCCUCUCAUCGUUAUAUAACAUACCCAAGUGGCUUGAUGAAACUUUAAAGUGCACUAGCAAACCAUUGUUGUUUUUAGUUGGUACCAAGAAAGAUGCAGUUGCAAAUUCUGCUUAUAAAUUGACAGAAAAUGAGGCUAUUAAAGUAGCAAACACAAUUAAUGCUGAAUAUUGGCCAGUAUCUUCAAAAACAGGUGAAAAUAUUGAUGCCCUUUUCCAACGCAUUGCUUCUGUUACGUUUUGUGAAGAUAUUUUGAAAGAGACAGCUGAUGUAGAUUUAGCUAAAAUAAAUGAAAAUUUUGUGAGUAAAGAUCAGCAAAGCAAGUCCGAAGAGAAAGAAAGGAAGAUGUGUGUCAGGUUGCGGCUCUUGACUUGCAGAGAGAGAAGAGUUACCUCUUGGAUUGCUUUUAUUUUGUUGCGAGAGUUACGGGUUUCAUUAAAAAAAAAUUCAAUUAUCCUACUUAAUAAAUAUGGUUUACAUUACUUUCUAUGCAUUAUUAAUGUAUUUUUUUUAUUAGUAGUAAGGUGAGCUUAGUUAUUAAUUUCGCACAAUAUUUUUAGUUUUGUUCUUCUACAGUAUUUGUUUUACAAUAUUUUAAACCAAUAAAAACUACUUAUUUAUAGAUGUUAAUGUAAUUAUAUUUAACAAUAUUUGCUUUUGAUAUGUAUUUUUAAUAAUGAAGUCAUAAAAAUAUUUUUAAUAAAAAUAUGAAGUCAUAAAACUUCACUUAUUUUUCAUUCAGAAUCAUCAUAACCAUUAAGAAUUAAAUCAGCCUUAAAGCUUCAUCUUUAAAUAAACUAGUGUUAGAUUAUUUUAAUCCGUCCUUUACUAUAUUGUGAUUAAUUACAGCUUUAGUAAUUUCUUGUUUUUCGUCAAUUAAAUAUAGAUUUUCACCCCCUGAUUUUGAUAAUUUUAUUUUUAAUUUUAAUCAUAUGAGCAUUUUUAGAAAUAGUGUCAAUUAAUUGUCUUCAAGUUUUUAUGUUAUCUACAAGCAAAAUGAUCUAAGCAUAGCUGCCAACUGUACUGGAUUUUCCAGUAGACUACUGUAAUUUACCAGUUUCUCCUGAUCUACUGGUUUAAUUGAAUUUCUCCUAAAUUUUUGUGCAUUUUAGAAAAUUCCCUAAAAUUGAGU